CUAGCUAGGCCUCUCUGUACAUGGUCCACCAACUUUUAAGUAUUAAUUUAUACACACACUGAUACACACAGUGUGUUAGAGUUACACAGAGAGAGCAUCCAUGCAAGCAAAAUCAAAACACUAUAACGUUCCUGACUUCACCAACGGACCUAAACCAAGCAUUUUGAAGUAGGCAAAGUUUUUCCAAACAACAACAAAAACAACAAACAACAACUCUGCUUAACCCCAAAAACCAAUAAACUAAUAAUGCACCACAGCAUCGGUUCCAGUUCUUUGCCUUGGAACUUUUCCUUUGGCUUCUUCCCCUUCUUCCCUCGAUACCCACAUUCUCUCUCUCCUCUCUUUCUCUCUCUACAUUUAGUCAAAACCCAUCUCCACACCCAACAAAUAAUAUAUAUUCAUAUUUCUCUCGCUCUAUAUCUCUCAUUCUUCAUUCAUAACUAGCUUUUGUUUACAAAUGGACAUUGAAAAGAAACCCAAGUUUUGCAUCAAUGACAACUUGGACGUUCUCAUAGAGAUACUGAAGCGGCUGGACGGGCGGUCACUUGGUGUUGCCGCCUGUGUCUGCCGCCUCUGGAGCUCGGUCACUCGCAACGACUCGUUCUGGGAGGAGCUGUGUUUCCGCCACCUGUCGCCUCCGCCGUCCGGGGUGAGGCCGGUGGUGGUGGCGCUGGGCGGGUACCGGAGGCUUUACAUGGUGUGCAUGAGGCCGGUGAUGAGUCGACUCGCGAAACUCGGGACGGGUGGAGGGGGCGAGUCGGACCUGGUCAGGCGAGUCUGGACUCGCCACGAGGUGGAGCUCUCGCUCUCGCUUUUCUGCGUUGAUUAUUAUGAGAGGUUGGGCGGUGGGAGACUCGGCGACGCGUCCGCUUCGUCGCUCAUGUUCCUCUGCAAGCCUGUGAACGUUGGAUUGGAUGACUUUUGAGUUUGACUCAUUCGAAAAAAAGUACUUAGUGGCCAUUAUUUAGAGCAUAAUAACGACGUCGUUUUACUCUGUAGCCUACUACAAUUAGUAUUAUUUUUUUUUACAAAUUUUUUUUUUUUUUGGGGUUCUUCUAAAUUCUAAAAUUUGUGACUAUAUUUAUUAAGUUUUUUGGUGUAUCAAUUAUUUAUUUUAUUUUAUUUAAAUGUUUUUCUAGAUUGAGUGGAAAAUUGGAGAAGAGGACAUGAGAAUAGAGUCAAGUAUAUUCGAUAAUGGUAUUUAAUUAGCUGGCUAUGAAAGUGAAAGAUCAUUAGUGAAUUCUCUUUAUUUUUGUUUUGUUAUAGGGGCAGAAAAUCUUUGUAAUUGAUAUAUUAUUAAUGGUGUUACUUUGCCUCCACAAACUUUUCAGCCAAAACUCUCCAUCACACAUGCAAUUAAAACCAGUCAUAUAAAUGGUGUUGUUGGGAUAAUAAUAAUCGAGAGUGAUUUAUCAUUGCUAUUAUUCUAGACAACAACUACUUUUUUUUUUUUUUUUUUUGGCCCUUUAAAGUGAUAAUAUCUAAUCUUUAUUUUCAUUCUCGUUUUUUGUUUGUUACAUAUACCGAUAAUGAUAGGUGAUCCCAAAAUAAUAAUAAUUAUCAUUAUUAUGUGGGCACCAAUUAUUAUUAUUAUUAUUGUAUUAAAAGCACAAAAACUAUAAACACAUAUGAGUCGGAGUUUUAAAGAUAUAGUUUGAUUUGUAU
Cornus florida is the source of this 1665-nucleotide messenger RNA. RefSeq names its product F-box protein SNE. The transcript has a single exon. Gene Ontology annotation, biological process: gibberellic acid mediated signaling pathway; regulation of gibberellic acid mediated signaling pathway. Bases 458 to 925 code for a protein of 155 amino acids. Gene Ontology annotation, molecular function: protein binding. The record is from RefSeq and is a predicted model, not a curated record. Gene Ontology annotation, cellular component: SCF ubiquitin ligase complex. NCBI's taxonomy places the organism in Eukaryota, Viridiplantae, Streptophyta, Magnoliopsida, Cornales, Cornaceae.